AUGAGUUUCCAACAAUUCGGCGACUCUUUCCAGGGUCAGCAACCUGAGGAAUCCGGUGCUCCCGCCGCUCAGCCCCAGCAGCCCUCUAUGGGCCAACCCAUCGAAUCCCAACAGGGCCAGUUCCCUCCUACCCCUUCCGGCGCACCUGGAUCUGCACCUGGUCCUGGCUCCCAGUCUGGCGGCGAGCCCAAGACCACUUUGUGGUAUGUUGAAUCGUUGAGACGAACAACGCGUGAGCAUCAGCUAAGACAAGAUACAGGANUGGGUGAGCUUGAGCCCUGGAUCGACGAGAACUUCGUCAGAAGCGUCUGGUUCGGCAUGGGCUACCAGGUUAACGUCAAGAUGAUCCGCGACAAAUUCUCCGNNGGUGAAAGUAAUGCUGGAUACUGCUUCGUCGACUUUGAAUCCNCCGACGCUGCCACCAAGGCUCUCCAGCUCAACGGCACUCUCAUCCCCAACUCAAACCGCCCCUUCAAGCUCAACUGGGCUUCUGGUGGUGGUCUUGCUGACCGCAGCCGUGACGACCGUGGUCCCGAGUACUCCAUCUUCGUUGGCGAUCUCGGUCCCGAGGUUAACGAAUACGUCCUCGUCAGCAUCUUCCAGAACCGCUUCCCCAGCUGCAAGUCGGCCAAGAUCAUGUCGGAUCCUAUCAGCGGCCUUUCUCGCGGUUAUGGCUUCGUCCGCUUCUCUGAUGAGGCAGACCAACAGCGUGCCCUUACUGAGAUGCAGGGCGUUUACUGCGGCAACAGACCCAUGCGCAUCAGCACUGCUACCCCCAAGAACAAGAACCAGCACGCCGGUCCUGGUGGCAUGGGUGGUAUGCCCGGUGGUCCUGUUGGCAUGUACGGCAUGGGUGCCCCUCCUCUUGGUUUCUACGGUGCUCCUCAGCCAAUGAACCAGUUCACUGACCCCAACAACACCACCGUUUUCGUUGGCGGUCUUAGUGGUUACGUCACCGAGGACGAGCUCCGCUCCUUCUUCCAGGGCUUUGGUGAAAUUACAUACGUCAAGAUCCCUCCCGGCAAGGGUUGCGGUUUCGUCCAGUUCGUUCAGCGCCACGCUGCUGAGAUGGCCAUCAACCAGAUGCAGGGCUACCCCAUCGGUAACUCGCGUGUCCGCCUCAGCUGGGGUCGCAGCCAGAACAACUCUGGCCCUGCCGGCACUCCUUACCGCCCUGCUCCCNCACCACCAGUCUACCCUUCCAUGGGCAUGCCUCCUCAACACCCUUACGGUGGCUUCGCCCCCAUGAAAGUGAGUGGACAGCAACAACAGCAGCAGCAGUUCUGGUCCCCAGAUGCCUCUAACCAUCAACAGUAA
Aureobasidium vineae is the source of this 1317-nucleotide messenger RNA. The record is from the annotation of a GenBank genome assembly. Lineage: Eukaryota; Fungi; Ascomycota; Dothideomycetes; Dothideales; Saccotheciaceae.